Messenger RNA from Anopheles funestus (African malaria mosquito), 3804 nucleotides. RefSeq names its product WASH complex subunit 5 (gene Strump). The record is from RefSeq and is a predicted model, not a curated record. Bases 149 to 3703 code for a protein of 1184 amino acids. The transcript is spliced from 7 exons. NCBI's taxonomy places the organism in Eukaryota, Metazoa, Arthropoda, Insecta, Diptera, Culicidae. Gene Ontology annotation, biological process: actin filament polymerization; regulation of actin nucleation; endosome organization. Gene Ontology annotation, cellular component: endosome; WASH complex.
GUGUAGGGCAGUUGCUCAAUUUCCGUAGGUGUCGUUUUUCUUCAUUAUUCCUUCAUUUUGUGCCUCUUCUUUUGAUAUUUGUUUAUUAAAUUAUGAUUCACGAGCGCUGUUGAUUAGCUGCAAACAGUUGACAACAAAGUUCUGCGCGAUGGCGACUGAAUUCCUCGCCGAGAAUAAUGUGUGCGGUCAAACGAUUUUGCAAAUAGUCGCAGAAGGAAACACUAUCAUAUGCGAACUGUUGCGGUUGAAGGAUUACGUACCGGAACUAUUCUACUUGAAAACGAAGGAAGAACAGCAAAGGUAUGGCGAAAUCAUUAAAGAUUUUGGAUACUUUCAAAUUGCCGAUGCACAGGAAGCAAAGAUCGAAGGCGAUGAAAAGCUACGACUGAUCGAUGAAGAACUACGGGAAAACUAUAUCGUCACGCUCAAUCGGUUCUAUAUCGUAUUUGAAAGCAUACACAAGUACGUGAAGGAUCUGAACACGUUCAUUGAGGAAUUGAACACGGGCCUCUUCAUACAGCAGUCGAUGGAGAAGGUGUUUCAGGAUGCGGAAGGAAAGCAGCUAAUGUGCGAGGCAUUGUACCUGUACGGAAUGAUGCUACUGGUAGUCGAUCUACACAUCCCUGGCCUCGUGAGGGAACGUAUUCUGGUGUCCUACAACCGGUACAGCGCUCUUAAAACCCACAGCGAUAGCAGCAUCGAUGAGGUAUGCAAGCUGCUUCGUUCAACCGGAUUCAACGAUGGUGUAGCCGGUAGUAGUGGUGGAACACUGAGCCGUAAAGUGGCCAGCUAUCCGGAGGACUUUUUUGCCCGUGUCCCCAUCAGCCCGCUGUACAUUGAGAUGGUCAUUGGCCGGUUACGAUCGGAUGAUGUGUACAAUCAAAUCGCAGUUUAUCCCUUGCCGGAGCAACAUUCAACGGCGCUGGCAAACCAAGCCGGAAUGCUGUACGUGUGUCUGUUCUUUUCACCAAAAACGCUACACAAUCAAUCGUCUCGAAUGCGCGAAAUCGUCGACAAGUUCUUCUCGAACAAUUGGAUCGUGUCGCUGUACAUGGGCAUCACGGUUAAUUUGAUAAGUGCCUGGGAACCAUUUAAAGCCGCCAAAACGGCACUCACCAACACGCUCGACAAUGGGAACCUGAAGGAAAUAUGUCACCGGCAGAAACUAUCGAUGGAAACGCUGCUCAACCGCACCCGGAACAUUCUGCGCGAAGGAAAUCUAACCGAACAGAACCUGCUCGAUCAUAUGCCGCGCGUGAUGGCGCUGGUACGCGACUGUAACAUUACCGUGCGCUGGAUAAUGUUGCACACGAGCAGUGCCAACACGCUUGAUAUCGGUUCGGUAGCAGCUUCGAAACGGUGCCGCCAGGUACGGGAACUGAUCGAGCAGGAGAUCGAGUUCCGUGGUGUGCUGUUUUUCGAGCUACUGCUUAACACGAGCCAGCUGGAGUUGAAGGUACGCGAAAUGUUGAAACGAUUGCUGGAGGAACGGGACGAUAGGUGGGCGGACUAUCGGCGAGAAGCUACCGACCGAAUGCAGGACCUAGCGGAUGCGUUUUCCGGCGAACGGCCGUUUGUGAAAACGCGCAAAAACGAAAGCCUAAGCCGAUGCUUCUCGAACAUACGCAAAGAGAUCGAUGGGCUGAGCAGGGAGGAGAAGCAUCUGAGUCAAACGGGGCGCACGAUCAUCCAGCUGCUGCAAGCCCUGGAGGAGGUGCAAGAUUUCCAUGGUUUGAAUCGAAACAUGCAGGUAAAGCAGCACAUCGUCGAAACGCGCCAGUAUCUGCAUGAAAUGUUCCACACAAUCAGCAUCAAGGAGAACGAUCUGAUUAAUCUACAGCUGAUAGGAGAUUUCAGCUACGCGUGGCGACUGAUCGACGGGUACACCGGCAUGAUGCAGGAAAACAUUCGCCACCAGCCGAGACUGGUGAUAAAGCUACGGUCCACAUUCCUGAAGCUCGCCUCAGCACUGGAAAUCCCUUUGCUGCGUCUGAAUCAAGCCGAAUCGGAACAUCUGAUCGAUGUGUCGCGUUACUACAGCAACGAGUUGGCUAACUUUGUGCGAAAGGUGGUACAAAUCAUUCCGGAAACGAUGUUUUCCCUGCUGGCCCAGAUCGUGGAUCUGCAGACGAAUGUGCUGAAGGAACUUCCGGCACGGCUCGAGAAGGAACGCAUGAAGGAGUACGCCCAGUUCGAGGAACGGUUCCAGGUAGCGAAGCUUACCUACACCCUGUCCACCUUUACCGAAGGCAUUCUGGCGAUGCAAACCACACUCGUGGGUGUGGUCGAACUCGACUCGAGGAAGCUGCUCGAGGACGGCAUACGCAGAAAGCUGGUACAGAACGUAGCGGAUGCAUUUCAUCAGCAGUUGGUGUUUGGUCAGAAGGUGAAAGAAUCGGAACUGUACCCGAAGCUCGAUUCGUUGCACAAGAUCAUCCACGGAUACCGUCGUUCGUUUGAGUACGUGCAGGACUAUCUGAACAUUCACUGUAUGCGCAUCUGGAACGAGGAAAUGGCCCGCAUCAUUCGCUUCAACGUGGAGAAGGAAUGUCAACCGUUUCUGAAAAGCAAACCGCACGAAUGGGAACAAUCGGGAAUCGGGUUAAAUGAUGACCCCGACAGUAGUUUGGUACCGAUUCCGAUUUAUCAGCCAGUCGACAUGACGUCGAUUAAUUUCAUGGGACGAUUGGCACGUGAGGUUCUGCGCAUUACCGAUCCAAAAACAACGAUCUACAUCGACAUUUGCUCCAGCUGGUACGAUUACAAAACACAUAAGCUUCUGCUAACGAACAAAUUUGCUAACAAAAUCAACGAAACAUUCGGUCCGGCUGGAUUAAUCGGUCUCGAUCGGUUGUACGGUGCGAUGCUCAAAUCGGAACUGGAAACACUCUCCAGUACGGUACAGCGCAAAAUCCAGCACGAAGCCAACUGGAGCGAUACACUGGCGGGAAUUAAAAGUGACCUGGAGCGUGCGGAUAUUGUGUACAAUCCUACGAAAAGCUAUCCAACAUUUAUCUCAAACACGUCACGCUUCUUUAGUACCAGUUCCGUUGGUGAUUGGUUGUUAAAAAUUGGCCAGAAACAAACGCUUCGCUGUCAGCUUGCACUGGAGCUGAACUGUAGUUGUAAGAUAAGGGCAACUAAGCUGGAAUCUUCCCUUCGAACGCUGAACGAAGCUAUUCUGCUCGAGUUUCAGCGUCACCAGCUGGACGAAACUCAACCACUACCGCGUGCCGAGCUGGUAGCGGAACUGAACACAUACCUACUGUACGCCGGAUUGUACGAUCCUUACCGGAAGGUGUACAUCAAGCAGGAACCACCACGCUUUCUACCGCUCGUGCUAUUUCUCUUUCUGAUCGCCACACUGCCCAAGCUGCAGUACAUGGAAAAUGUGGACAGUUUGGUGGCGAAAAGGAAAAAUGAAUCGAUCGAUGGCCAUCCGCUUACGAUCGGAUUGCUAACCGUGCUGCGACAGUUCGAUGCAAGCGAGACGGAUAUUUUCCUGCAGUAUCUGUGCCAGUACGUGCUGUCUUUUGUGCACGCCAAUUUAGAAGCGAAAAACGCCAUCGGCGCUGAAGCAUUAUCCGCGCUGCGGUUUCUGGAGAUCUUUACCCGUGUCGCUAAUAUACCGAGAAGCUAUCUGGAACAGUAUCUUUCUACGAUUAUCUUGGACCAGUACAUAUUUGUGUCCGACGUUAAAUGACCUCUGUUUUUCUUUAAGCUAUUCCAAUAAAAACACAACCACACACACUGUUACACUGUUAUCAGCCUUCAGCCGUGGCAAACGGUUUUCAUAUAUCUGUA